AUGCCAUCAAUAACAAAAGGGGAUCUCGCCGGGCCUAUACGCGUCACCCGUCCUGAAAGCUCCUUUUCGAACCGGAAAUCAGUUCCUCCAGACCACCUGAUCUCGAAUUCAUCAUCAGAAGAAUUUCUCCUUCUACCCAGAAUUCCUUCGCCCUCCCUAUAUCCUGAAGAAAUGCUGCAGCUGUGGCCAGCAAGUCCUCCUCAAAUACCUCCGCUCACGGAUGAAAAGGAAUGGGGCGACUGCUUCUUUGCCGCAAGCACUGCCUACUGUGACUCAAUCGCUACCCCGGCUGAUCCUGGCAAUCGGAUCUCUGUACUUCGUCAAGAGCGCCCUCCGAGUUUACUUCCACCUGCCCCAAGACUGUUUCUACGUAGUGACUUCCAGCAAGGUCCUGCUAGUGUCGACUGCUGGCUGUCGUCGACGCCGUCAGCAUCUGCAGCACGCGUGCCCGGACCGAAUAACCCAGAAAGAAAUGCGACUUCCGAGCCAUUGAACCAACCGUGCUCACAACUGGAACAGCCCUUGACUGAGACAGCUCGGUCCAGUACUCCAGUGCCGUCGCUGACCCAUUCACAAUACUCGGCAACUUCAUCAGCCCUUGAGGGAACACCAACAACCAAUACUGUCUCGAUGAAUUGCUCGGCAAUCCCGUCAGAGGGACUUCCCCACACAAAGAUUCAAAGUACCAGCCCCCAGGCUCGCAAAGUUCCUCCCCUAUUGCGCCAAACAUCCAUCUACCAUGACGAUACCUUUGACCAAGCAAUACCUGCAUCUGAUGGUGUCACUCUUCGGAGACCAGUUGAUUCUCAUCUUGUGAUGAGUGCGAACCCGAAAACCAGCAUCCAUAUGCCUCCGUUCAGUGAGACCCAGCCAGAAGUCUCUUACAUUGACUGGGACGAUGAUGAGAAAAGUCUCUCCCGGUUUGCCCGGCUGAAGAAAGGGUUUGCCGAUCUCCGCGCCACAGAACGUUUCAUUUUGGAUGCUCAUGCGAGAAGGAAGGCCCAUUUGGUGCAAGAGAGGCUCAACAGUGACAGAGAGGUCAGCCGUUCCCAAGCCUCCACAGCAAAACCUAAGAAGAGCAUGGGAGCCGAUGCAUACCAACAACGGACAAUGUGUCAUCUAGCUGUGUCAAAGUCGCCGCACGGUGCUUCUCCUUCUCCUCCUGUAACCUACCGGAAACGAGGAACAGACCGAAUACAAACGCCGGCCAAGCUGCAGAAGCCACCAAGUACAAAAUGCAUCUCUGGUAGAUCCCCCCAACCACAAUCCGGCCGUCAGUCUUCAUCUUGUGGUCGGCACCAUCGAAGAACAAUGAGCUCUGAUCUGGGCGGCCUGUCGCCCUUGAUCCCGACAAACGUCCAUUAUCAAGUGACCACAGCUUCCGUGGCAACUUCGACCCUUCCUGUGAUGUCUAUGUCUGGAGAGAUGCGGAGACCUGACGCUAUGACUCCCCCAAUUCGCCCGGGCGAGACGAAGGAAUUCAGACCGACCGCUGUUGGGAAAUGGGUCAAGAGGACCUUAAGGUGCAAGAAGAAGAACAAA
Molecule: messenger RNA, 1542 nt
Organism: Capronia epimyces CBS 606.96
Lineage: Eukaryota; Fungi; Ascomycota; Eurotiomycetes; Chaetothyriales; Herpotrichiellaceae
Exons: 1
Source: RefSeq, a predicted model, not a curated record